This is a messenger RNA of Tripterygium wilfordii, 1960 nucleotides long. RefSeq names its product DDB1- and CUL4-associated factor 8-like. The record is from RefSeq and is a predicted model, not a curated record. Gene Ontology annotation, molecular function: protein binding. NCBI's taxonomy places the organism in Eukaryota, Viridiplantae, Streptophyta, Magnoliopsida, Celastrales, Celastraceae. The transcript has 5 exons. Bases 180 to 1667 code for a protein of 495 amino acids. Gene Ontology annotation, cellular component: cytoplasm; Cul4-RING E3 ubiquitin ligase complex.
UAGAGAAUAGAGAGACACUUGUCAUCCAUAAAGCGGAGUAGCCAAACAGAGAGAUCAAAUUCCAGAGAAAGAGAGAAUCGGAGAAGUGAUUUUUCUUAACCGAGCAUUAUCCUCUCGCAUUCGCUUCGUUGCGUUCACCACCGAUUCAUACUCUCUAUAGACAGAAUUGAAUUGCAUCAAUGAACAAUAGCAGGAGCAACAAGAGGCCUAGAAGGAGUCUCGAGAGGGCAGUGGUAGAUGUUUGGCAACGGGAACUUGGCUCGCUCUCCACUCGAAAUUUCGCACACCGUCUCGCCGCUUCGGAGGAUCUUGUACUAAGACUUGAUACCUACAAGAAGCUAGAAAAGCACCGAGGUUGUGUGAACACAGUGAGCUUCAAUGGAGAUGGUGACAUUUUGGUAUCGGGAUCUGAUGACAGGCGAGUUAUACUUUGGGACUGGCAAACUGGGCAGAUAAAGCUUUCAUUUCAUACUGGUCAUCUUAACAACGUUUUCCAAGCAAAGAUUAUGCCAUACUCAGAUGAUCGAAGCAUUGUCACCUGUGCUGCAGAUGGACAGGUUCUGCAUACUCAGAUUCUGGAGCGUAGGGUGGAAACUUCUUUCCUAGGAAAACAUAAGGGCAGAGCUCAUAAGUUGGCUAUUGAACCUGGGAGCCCUCAUAUAUUCUAUACUUGCGGUGAAGAUGGAUUGGUCCAGCAUUUCGAUCUGCGAACUGGGGCCGCUGCAGAACUCUUCACAUGUCAUCAUACCAACGAUAGGAGUUCCAUGCCAGUCAUACGUCUAAAUGCAAUCGCAAUAGACCCAAGGAACCCAAAUCUCUUUGCAGUUGCAGGGUCUGAUGAGUAUACUAGACUAUACGAUAUCCGCAAGUAUAAGUGGGAUGCGUCGUCUGAUUUCGGUUUACCUACAGAUCACUUCUGCCCUCCUCAUUUGAUUAAUGAUGAUGCAGUUGGAAUUACAGGCUUGGCCUUCUCGGAUCAAAGCGAGCUUCUUGUCUCGUACAAUGAUGAGUUCAUCUAUCUUUUUACUCACCAUAUGGGAUUAGGAUCUAAUCCAACUCUAUCUUCUACCACAUCUGUGUGUAGUGAUGCAAGUGAUAUGGGAUCGGGCUCACGAGUGCCUUCCUCACCCAUGGAUGCUGAGGAAAAACUUAUUCCCCAGGUCUACAAGGGCCAUUGUAAUCGUGAUACAGUGAAGGGAGUGAACUUCUUUGGGCCUGGAUGUGAAUAUGUGGUAAGCGGGUCUGAUUGUGGCCAGAUUUUUAUUUGGAAGAAAAAAGGUGGAGAGCUCAUUCGUGUCAUGGAGGCAGAUAAGCAUGUGGUGAACUGCGUUGAAUCUCAUCCGCAUAGCACAGUGCUUGCUAGUAGUGGAAUUGAGAAUAACAUCAAGAUAUGGACUCCAAAGGCCAUUGAAAGAGCUACUCUUCCUCCAAACACUGAACAGUUAAGACCAAAGCCGAGGAGCUGGAUGUAUCGAAUGGCUUCACCUCAGGACCUGAUGGUGCAAUUAUUUUCAAUGGAAAGUCGGAGGAUUAGCCCAGAUCUCAGGGAGGAAAACUCUUCUACAGGUCACGAACUUCUGGAACUUAUGUUGACAUUUAAUGCCAACAACGAUGUUUCUUCUGAUGAAGGAGGAGAUAACUCUGGUCCCGAGGACUUCUUUGGUUGAGAGAUCCUGGACCAAGCCUUUUGUUCUAAUGAAAAUUGAUAGUAAUUGUACAUAUUUACAAGGUUCAGAAUGAGACUUUUUUUCUCAGGGCAUUACAUAUAUUGUAAUACCCGAUCCCAGUAAUGCCUCUCACUUUUAAUUUGUUUUCCCUUCAUCUCCCUCUUCUUCCUCUAAUUUAUGUCUCGUGUGUUUUUUGUAUAUAUAUUUGUGAGAAUGUUCAAGAAUGAUCAUCAUUCAAAUUUCAAGCCCAGUUUUUGGGCUAAUCAUCAAUCGGACGAGCCGGCGUUCAUAAA